GCGAUAGGCGCAUACUCGUACGGCCGCCAUAUUGUGUGACACUAUUUUGAUUCUUAUCUGUUGGAAGUGCGAAAGGAAGAGAGAAAAUAAGGGGGAGCAGAGGGGGAAAAGCAGAAGAGCUGUCAAAAGAAUCUCGAGUCUGUGAAACAGCGGGCGGCGGAGGCGGUGGUGUUUUUUCUCCCCUCAUCGCUGUCUUUAGCGGAGUGGGGCCUGGGUUCAUCAGCCCGGCCCAGUGCAGUUCCGCGGCGGCGUCUCGGCCCGGGGAGCGGCGGCUGACACGAAGAUGCUAAGAUAGUGGGUGAGCGACGCGUGCGUGCUGAGGUCAAGUCCGUUCUGUUUUGGCAGUAGACGAAUGGCACAGGGAAACCAGCAGAUUGACAACCAGGUUCUGCACCACCUGCGGCAAACGUUUCCAGAAGUCCCAGAGGACGUGGUGUCUGAGUGUGUCCUACAGAAUAAAAACGAUUUGGCUGCAUGUUGCGAAUACCUGGCCAAGGUGAGUCCUGGGUUUUUGUAUAGUGAAGGCAGCCAGAGUUUGACAGAUCUUCGCAAUCACAUGACCCAACUCAACCUCGGCGUCUCUCAGAAUACCCAUGGUGCAGUGCAGCGAGAUGUAGUAAGGAUGAAUGGAAGUAGGACUCUCACCCCCAGUGUGAGCGAUGGGCCUUUAAACGUGCUGUCUCCCCUCUCUGAUUUCUACCAGCCUGAAACGCCAUCUGUGCCUUCACACACGCCCACAAGCCUCAGUGCAUUCACUGCCAUGGAGUCCACUCGUAAGCCGCAGCCUCCUCAGCACCUUGGCCUAUACCAGGUUGGGGGCAAAGGUCACGGACCACCGCCAACCCCGCGCUUCAACCCGAUCACCGUGACGCUCGCACCCAACACCGGCCGAAAUACACCUACCUCCCUGCACAUACAUGGAGGGCCUCAGUCGGGUCUGAACAGUCCAAACUCCAUCUACAUUCGCCCAUACAUGACCCAGCCAGGCUCGACGCGACAGGUACAAGGACGAGCGCAGUACAGUCCCACCUCCCAGCCUACCCAGCAGAUCUAUCAAAUCACUCAUCCUGCAGCUUCCCAGAGUUCGUGGAGCGGCAGCCAGCAUCAAACCUCACACGUAUACAUGCCUAUCAGUUCACCCACCAACACCCAAGCCCCCUCCAUCCCCUCGGCCGUGGCGUCACAGGCCUCCUCUUCGUCACCCUCGCCUUCCUCAUGCUCAUCUGCUGCCUCCUUUAGCCAGUAUAACAUCCAGAACAUCUCAACUGGGCCUCGGAAGAAUCAGAUUGAGAUAAAGUUGGAGUCUCCACAGAGGGGGGCUAGCGGUUCGAGCACGGCCACCUCUACGCUCCUGCGCUCGGGCUCUUCCCCGCGAGCCACCUGUAGCUCCACAUCUUCGUCCUGUCCCUCGUCGUCUUCUCUGGCUGCCAGCACGGGUCCCUCUGCCCCCAUCUCAAUUGGAGGAGCUGGGCUCAGUCGCAGCCAGCCCACGGUGUAUAUCUCUGCGUCCCCACCCACUGCUGCUACUACCCCAUCAGACGAAUGCGCCAUUGUUCCCAACACCCCCCGCUCGCAGCCCAAGUUCUAUAUUUCUACAAACGCAUCCGCCGACGAUGGAGGGGGAAGGAACCCGCCCACAGUCUAUAUCUCGGCCAAUCCAACGCUUCAGGGUUCUGCUGGUCUGCGGGCUUUAGGAAGCCAGGUGAGCAUGGGACCUGCAUAUAUACACCACCACCCACCCAAAUCUCGUCCCUCUGUGGCAGCUGGAGGCACUGCCACGUCUCCUCGUGUGGUGGUAACACAGCCCAACACCAAAUACACCUUUAAAAUCACUGUCUCCCCCAAUAAACCACCAGCUGUGUCUCCUGGAGUGGUAUCGCCAACGUUUGAGCCAACUAACCUGCUCAGUCUUCCUGGCGAUCACCAUUACGCAGAGCCGGAUCCCUUGUACCAGUCUGACCCACUUUCACCUCACCGGGACAAAAGCUCAGAGCCUCGCAGACUCAGCAUGGGUGCAGACGACGCUGCAUACACACAAGCUUUGCUAGUGCAUCAGAGGGCACGCAUGGAGAGAUUGUGGCAUGAAUUAGAGCUGAAGAAGAGAAAGCUGGAGAAGCUGAAAGAGGAAGUCAACGAGAUGGAAAAUGACCUCACAAGGAGACGACUGCAGCGCUCCAACUCAGUCUGUCAGAUACCAUCUAUUGAGGAGAUGCAACAGCUGAGGUGUAAGAAUAGGCUUCUACAGAUCGAUAUUGAUUGUUUAACCAAAGAGAUUGACCUCCUUCAGACACGAGGACCAGACUUUAAUCCCAUUGCAAUUCACAAUUUUUAUGACAACCUUGGAUUCUUGGGUCCUGUAGCUCCUAAACCGCUUAAAAGUCCUACAAAACCAGGUGUAGAUCUCACAGGUUCUCUAGACAGGAGAGGGCGCAAAAUAAACGUCAGCUCCAAGUUAAAGCGAGAUCCGUCUCUACCUCCUGCACCACCUUCUAUGGCUGUAUCCAUGGAGGGCAGUAGGAAUGUGAGGGUCAUGUCAGAGCCUGAGGAGGAUGAUGGAGUUCAGUGGAGCUGUACUGCCUGCACCUUCCUCAACCACCCUGCCCUCAACCGCUGUGAAGAGUGUGAAUUUCCUCGGCAUUUCUGAGCCACACACAAUACAUGCAACACACACACAAGCGUGUCGACAGCCACCGUUUCGCCUCCUCCAGGAAAUCAUGGACACACCUGUUGGAGGAUUUCUAUAAAGCUUCCUCUUUCCCCCACAGUGUCAUUGUGUGUCUGUUUGUCUUGUGAUGUCCACUGAAGACUGGAUGAUGUUUACAGCUCUUUUGUCUCUGUACAAAAUGUGUGCUUCUGUGUCGAGAGGGAGUUUUGUGUGUCGCGUGGGAGAUCAAGGGAAAUUUCACCCGCUUGAUCCAUGAAGAGGCUCAGUGCUGCCAGUGAUAUUAACACGUUUAUUACAUCCACACGGUUUACAUGUGUGGCUACGGAUGCCAGUGUGCCUUUUUUUCAUGGGAACAGUUUUUGACUGCUUUAUGAAUGCUGUUCCCAAAGGAUCAUGAGUGGAAUCUGCUAAACUCGCAAUUCUUUUGUUUGGUAAAUAAAAUGUAAAAAAAAUUAAAAAAAAAUUGCAUGCUUUAGAUGUACAGUUUACAGAGGAGUCCCCGCCACACAGAUUUUACUGUACAUAGUUUUAGAAUGAGCUUUUUGAUGCCUAUUUUCUUUCUCAAGAUUUCACAUGUAUUUCCUGUAAGUAUAGCUUUAUAGACUUCA
Messenger RNA from Rhinichthys klamathensis goyatoka, 3273 nucleotides. RefSeq names its product TGF-beta activated kinase 1 (MAP3K7) binding protein 2 (gene tab2). The coding region runs from base 353 to 2644 and encodes 763 amino acids. Gene Ontology annotation, molecular function: ubiquitin binding; K63-linked polyubiquitin modification-dependent protein binding. Gene Ontology annotation, biological process: positive regulation of protein kinase activity. The transcript has 8 exons. The record is from RefSeq and is a predicted model, not a curated record. NCBI's taxonomy places the organism in Eukaryota, Metazoa, Chordata, Actinopteri, Cypriniformes, Leuciscidae.